AUCUCUAAAUACAUUUUCUUUCGUUUCCCUCCCCCUUCCCCCUGUGUACCAUAAAAAUAUGCUGCGUCUUCCAUGCAACUCUUGCUUUCGGACACGACUUGUUUCUUAUUCGCGUGCUGCUGCAGUCUUCAGACAAUACAACACCCCUGCUGCAACUGAUGUUGGACCAGAAGGUUCUUCAACAAUUUGCACCGCAAAUACCAUUACUGAAAAUGACCCAAUCCAUCGCGUCAACUUGUGCGUCGGUCAGAUCGUCAGCGUCGAACAACAUCCCGAAGCCAACCACUUGUUCAUUGAGCAAGUGAAUGUCAAUGAGGAAGAGCCCCGGACCAUUGUAAGCGGACUAGCGCCCUAUAUGGCCAAAGAGUCACUCUUGAACAAACGCGUUGUCGUCGUGAGCAACAUGAAACCGUCUCGAUUCAGAGGCGUGCUAUCCUCGGGUAUGCUAUUGGCAGCAUCGAACAAGGAUUCCAAAGCCGUCGAGUUACUUGAACCUUCUGCAACUAGUCAAAUUGGCGAACGCGUACAGGUCGAAUCGCAGCAUCCAACAGGUGAACCUGAUCCAGUAUUGAAACCAAAGCAAAAAAUCUUUGAAAGCGUCGCACAGUCUUUGGCAACGGAUGCACACAAGGUUGCAACCUACAAGGGCUAUAGAUUGGUAACCACGAACGAUGGCGGUCAGCCUAUCCAAUGCAAGAGUAUAGCCCAUGGUCAGAUAUCAUAAAAAAAUAAAAAAAGGG
Messenger RNA from Zychaea mexicana, 740 nucleotides. RefSeq lists its product as uncharacterized. Gene Ontology annotation, molecular function: tRNA binding. NCBI's taxonomy places the organism in Eukaryota, Fungi, Mucoromycota, Mucoromycetes, Mucorales, Lichtheimiaceae. The coding region runs from base 59 to 724 and encodes 221 amino acids. The record is from RefSeq and is a predicted model, not a curated record. The transcript has 3 exons.